GGAAAGAGAAAAGCGAACUGCACUGCAGGCUGAAGCAUCAAGCUGGUCGCAAAGCUCGUCGGCGUUUCCUUUCGGACUACUAUUGGCAUGAAAUCUUUAAUAACCGUAGUGUACAUUUGUGGUUUAAUUUAUAAAAAUGUUAACGGGGCUUGGUUGGAUUGGGAAGCGGUUUUAUGUCGUAAAAAUCAUUUACGAUAGCAGGUCCGCUAGCUAAUGUUAGCAUUGAGGACGAGAAACAUCAUUGGGGGAUGCUAACCCCAACAAGCCCCCCUUUUCUUUUUUUUGCAAUGACUGAGCUCGUUUUCGUUUGAAAGCCCUUCUGCGAUAUCGUUGCUGGCUGGCUUCUUUAUCAAUCUCCGAACAGCGACGACGGGCAAUUCUAGCUCCAGGAUGAGAAACUGUGAGUACCAGCAAAUCGAUCCGCUGGCGCUGUCUGUGGCACCCGCUUCAGUUCAGAAUCACACCGACAAGAAAACGGAGCGUCUGCGGAGAAAAUGGGAAGUGUUCCCGGGGAAGAACCGAUUUUUUUGUGACGGACGGGUCAUCGUGGCCAGACAGAACGGCGUCCUAUCUCUGACAUUGGGGCUUAUUGUUGUCACAUGUGGCCUUUUCUUUGCAUUCGAUUGUCCAUUCCUCGUGGAGCAUCUGACAGUCUUCAUCCCGGUGAUCGGUGGGGUGCUUUGUGUGUUUGUGGUCCUCUCCUUGCUGAGAACCAGCUUCACAGACCCAGGCAUCCUACCCAGGGCCACUUUAGAUGAAGCUGCAGACAUCGAGAAGCAGAUAGAUACCUCAGGAUCCUCAUCGUAUCGUCCUCCGCCACGGACCAAGGAGAUCCUCAUUAACCAGCAGGUGGUCAAACUCAAGUACUGCUUCACGUGUAAAAUGUUUCGCCCCCCUCGGACCUCACACUGCAGCCUUUGUGACAACUGUGUGGAGAGGUUUGAUCAUCACUGCCCGUGGGUGGGGAACUGUGUGGGCAAACGCAAUUACCGCUUUUUCUACAGUUUCAUCAUCUCCCUAUCUUUUCUGACAUCUUUUAUAUUUGGCUGCGUCAUAGCACACAUUACCUUGCGUUCUCAAUCGGGUAAAAGCCUCAUCCAAGCCAUCCAAGAGAGUCCUGCCAGCGUAGUGGAGCUGGUCAUUUGUUUUUUCUCUAUCUGGUCUAUUUUGGGCCUCUCAGGCUUCCAUACCUACCUAGUAGCCUCCAACCUUACUACAAAUGAAGAUAUUAAAGGGUCCUGGUCAAGUAAAAGGGGCGCCGAGGAGUCUGGGAAUCCGUACACUUAUAACAGCAUCUUCGCCAACUGCUGCGUGACAUUAUGUGGGCCCAUGCCACCGAGCUUGAUUGACAGGCGAGGCUUCCUGUCACCGGAGGAGUCCUCCCCCGCUGCACCUGUCUCAGAGAUCGAGCUGCCUUCCUUCGCAGCCAAGAAUGACACAAACAUGUGCACACAAAGCACCAAAGACGUGCUCGAGAGGAUGCUCCACUCCUCCGCCUUUUACGGUCUCUGCCUUCCUGGCACCCUAAAGACCACCCCUCUGGGCCCGGAGGUUCCAAGUGCCCCGGCAGAGACCGAGACGAAGUGCUCGCGCCGGCCUGAGGCCAGCACCCCGUGCUCUCCCUUCUCCAGGAGCAGCACGAGCGACUCGAUGCACUCCAUCAACCCGGCGUUCCGUUUGGCGUUUCCUUCGCCCUCGCUCGGUCGAGCCGCGCCGGUUCUCGGCGAGCCGCCCGACGUUAGGUUUAUCCCGUAACCUUAAGGGAGCUUUUUUUCUCCACAAGUGCUUCUGUUUUCGACUCCAAGCACAACAAGUGAACGUUUAACACUCCUUUGCACUUUUCACAGUCCAGAAGCCUCAAGCCAUAGAAUCAGGUCAGCCGCAGUGUUUAGUUUCCUGCUCGCAUCUUAUGCAAACCGCUUUCGAAACCUGUGAACAAAUGUCAGUUUGUGGAUGACGGAAGGAGAAAAUAAGCAAUUUGUUUCAGGAAUCGCUCCCUUGACAGGAUUUUUUUUCAUCAGGCGUUACCAACUUUGGCAAAAAGUAAUCGAUUAAAUUUAUGGGUUGUGAUGGACCAAGGACAGGAUAUCACGGUACUAAUAUUAGGCCUGAUUUUAUUUUUUUUAGUCCCAAAGGUCUGCUCACAGCUAGUUUGCUGCCCAGUAUUUGGGAACCCCUGCUUUUGUGUGGACUGCUAAAAAAAAAAAAUCAGAGAGCAAGAUGCAGUUUUUUUUUUAAUCGGUAUGAUUUGUUGUUUUCUCAUCUGUUCUAUAUUUUGUCUGUUUAUGACCAAAAGAUCAUAUUUUUUGAAAGCAUAACUUAUUGCAUUGAAUAUGUAUUAAACUGAAAUCAAAGCAAACCAUACUGCUGGGCCCCAGAGGGAAAUUAAAAAGCCGCGGUUUCCUUCGCCUCGGGGCUUUUUGACGGCAUUUGAAUAGACGCGGCAUUUGUUUGUGGUUAAAGGUGUCGAUGGUUUAUAGGCCAAGUUAUGUUUGGAAUCUAGACAGUAUCGCGUCACGUCGUCAUUUUAAUGUCUUUAUAGUUUCUACUUGUACCGGUUAGCACGUCUGCAUCACAGUUCUGAGGUUUUUCAACCUUGAUUCCGACCUUUCUGCAUGACCUUUAGUUUUGCCUGAUACAUGUUAGCUUCAUUGAAAACUCUAAAUUGUUCAUGGCUGUAUAUGUGAGUGUUAUUGGUUACGUAUUCAAAUGUCACUUUGGAUAGAUUCCAGUUCACCUACAAUCCCAAAUUGGUAGAAAAAUGUGAUCUCUCACAUAACAAGCUUUAGUUUUCGCCACUAGGGGGCGGAAUGUGCACAAGGAUUGUGCAGUCUCCUUAGACAGCAAUCCUUAAGUAAUAAUAUAUAGUACAAGUUGACCAAAAGGCCUUUAUGAAUAUUUUAUUUUAAAUUAUGUAAAUGGGCAUUAAAGCUGCACAUAGGUUUUUGACUU
Molecule: messenger RNA, 2952 nt
Organism: Syngnathus acus (greater pipefish)
Lineage: Eukaryota; Metazoa; Chordata; Actinopteri; Syngnathiformes; Syngnathidae
Gene: zdhhc18a
Product: zinc finger DHHC-type palmitoyltransferase 18a
Exons: 9
Coding region: 391-1755 (454 amino acids)
Biological process (GO): peptidyl-L-cysteine S-palmitoylation; protein targeting to membrane
Cellular component (GO): endoplasmic reticulum; Golgi apparatus
Molecular function (GO): protein-cysteine S-palmitoyltransferase activity
Source: RefSeq, a predicted model, not a curated record